GUUCGAUUGUUUACACAAUGCCAUAUAUAAGGAGUAAGGAGGAGGGUUUGACAAUCUCAGUUGAAGAUCUCACGCCAAUCGGGAACAUCGAGUCGAGUUGGCAAGUCGAACGGUAUAGGAAACUUUUCUUCGUCCCUUUCGAAAGUAUUUUAAAAUCUUCAAGAAGAAAGUAAUUUCUUUGCCGUGUGUUGAUACAGAAAACACAGCGGCUCCACAAAUACAACGUAUUUCUUUCGCAUCGGGUCGAAUCGUCAAAAUCUCAUACCUACUGAGGAAACACGAUAUAAUAAAUCGUGUACAGUGAUAAAAGACAAAAUAGUUAAAUCAGUAGUGUGAUUAAAUUCGUAAGAUAGUGUGUAUAUAUAUACAUAUAUAUAUACACAUAUCACGAAAAAAAGAUAUUUAAUCGUGUCGAUUGUGAUAAAGAAAACAAGAAGACAACGAUGAGAUACGAAAUGAGAACGUGCUAUUUCUUAGCUCUUCUCGCAGUUGCCAUCGCAGCCCCGAAUAGAAACGUCAGAUCUUUGACGACUCUUCCUCCUUGGCACCUGCCAUGCGGCGAAGUUAUCGAGCAAGAUUCUUACGAAGACUCGCAGCAGGAGUUAGACUCGAUCUUGAGCGAUUUGAGAUUGCAGCAUCAACUGAUGCUGCAGGAUUAUCUCAAUCGUGAUUACGAGUAUCUUUACGACCGCGUUAGGAUCGGCGUUCACGAGCAUCAGUACAUUCCAAAUUGGGUGCCUGGAAAGAAGGAUUCUAAUCAUAUCCGGAAACUCGCUAAAAGCAAUCAACAAACGAUCGUCAAUCACUUGCCAAAGCUUCACAUGGAUCUCCAAAAGUUUGCGGUUGCCUUCGAAGAAUUGAUAGAAGAUGAAACACUUUCGAAAACCCAAGAGGCUUUAAAAGCUACACAAUCUUAUCUCAUGAAAAUGCUCUGCGAAGUCGAAAGUAAUAUAGCCGUUCUUCCAACUCUUCGUUUACCGCAUCGCGUCGAGAGAAGCAUUAUGAGUAGGAUCGAAAGGGAUCCGAAAGACGACACAAGGAGACUCGUUCGCGAUUGGGGCGUUUUACUUAAAUACAAGGAUUAUCUUCACGCUUGGAGACACGUUUUUGAUUAUUAGAUUAUAUAUGUGGACAUGAGGACACGAAGACGCGAAUUCCUAAGAUUCGUAACAAAGAAGAACGUUGAUAAAACGAUACGAAUGUUGAUAAAAGGCGAUACAGAUUAGUUUAGGGAUGAUCCAUCGUGUGUUCGCGAUCGAUAUCGUUAAAUCGUUAUUUAAGACGUAGUCAUCCAAAAUCGCCUCAUAAAUAAUAUUACGAAUCGUUAGGUUUUCAUAGAUUUUACUCGUAAUUUAUUUAUUUAUUAAUUUAUUUCAUCAUUAUUAUUAUUAUUA
Vespula pensylvanica (western yellowjacket) is the source of this 1394-nucleotide messenger RNA. RefSeq lists its product as uncharacterized. The record is from RefSeq and is a predicted model, not a curated record. The coding region runs from base 444 to 1118 and encodes 224 amino acids. The transcript is spliced from 2 exons. NCBI's taxonomy places the organism in Eukaryota, Metazoa, Arthropoda, Insecta, Hymenoptera, Vespidae.